Messenger RNA from Ceratosolen solmsi marchali, 937 nucleotides. It is a transcript of the gene Sf3a2, whose product is annotated as splicing factor 3A subunit 2. The record is from RefSeq and is a predicted model, not a curated record. The coding region runs from base 70 to 897 and encodes 275 amino acids. Gene Ontology annotation, biological process: spliceosomal complex assembly. The transcript has 3 exons. NCBI's taxonomy places the organism in Eukaryota, Metazoa, Arthropoda, Insecta, Hymenoptera, Agaonidae. Gene Ontology annotation, cellular component: nucleus; catalytic step 2 spliceosome; U2-type prespliceosome. Gene Ontology annotation, molecular function: zinc ion binding; nucleic acid binding.
UAAAGGUGCUCUAUUAAAUAAAUAAUAUUGGUGAUUAGAGCACAACCUUAUCGAUAGUAAUUAGUAAAGAUGGAUUAUCAAAAUCGACCUGGUGGAAAAACUGGAGGAGGUGGUGUAGCCUCCUGGUCGGAAAGUAAUAGAGACAGAAGAGAACGUCUUCGACAGCUUGCUUUGGAGACUAUUGAUCUGAAUAAGGAUCCAUAUUUUAUGAAAAAUCAUUUGGGUUCCUACGAAUGUAAAUUAUGUCUUACGCUGCACAAUAACGAAGGAAGUUAUCUUGCCCAUACGCAAGGUAAAAAGCAUCAAGCUAACUUAGCGAGAAGAGCUGCCAAAGAAGCGAAGGAAGCACCGCAGACUCUUGCUCCGGAAAAACCCAGAGUAGAACCAAAAAAAUUUGUAAAAAUUGGACGUCCCGGUUACAGAGUAACUAAACAAAGAGAUCCGGAAUCUGGUCAGCAAAGUUUGCUGUUUCAGGUAGAUUAUCCAGAAGUCGCUGAUAAUAUUAUUCCUAGACACAGAUUUAUGUCGGCUUAUGAGCAGAGGGUAGAACCACCAGACCGUAAAUGGCAAUACUUGUUAUUUGCAGCAGAACCAUAUGAAACAAUAGCUUUUAAGGUUCCAAGUAGAGAAGUUGAAAAGGCAGAAGGAAAAUUUUGGACACACUGGAAUAAAGAUACAAAACAGUUUUUCCUACAAUUUGCGUUUAAAAACGAGAAACCAUCCAUUGGAAAAGUGCCACCUCCACCAGUGCCACUUAUUCGACCAGGAUUAACACCUUCGAUGAUGCCAGUCCCUCCACCUCCCCCAAGACCGCCAAUGUUCAAUCCUGUACCACCACCACCUACUCUUUUAACGCCUGGUAUGCCAAUACCUCCACCUCCUCCUCAUAUGAGCUAGAUAUACUAAGUUUAAUCUAAAUUUGUAAUUUAAUUUUAUA